AUGGCCAAACCAAAAGGAGAGAGGAAAGGCAAGUCAGCGAUAAAUGAAGUUGUAACUCGUGAAUACACAGUUAACCUACAUAAACGGCUCCAUGGAGUUGGUUUUAAAAGACGUGCUCCUCGCGCCAUCAAGGAGAUCCGUAAAUUCGCUGAACAACAAAUGGGUACACCUGAUGUUCGAGUAGACACUAGAUUGAAUAAAUAUCUUUGGUCUAAGGGAAUAAAGAAUGUCCCCUUCAGAGUUCGUGUAAGGUUAUCCCGCAGACGUAAUGAUGAUGAGGACUCAACACACAAAUUGUUUACACUGGUAACAUAUGUUCCAGUAGCAUCAAUUAAGGGCUUACAAACCGAAAAUGUGGAUGCUAGCCAAGAAUAA
This is a messenger RNA of Pieris macdunnoughi, 375 nucleotides long. NCBI's taxonomy places the organism in Eukaryota, Metazoa, Arthropoda, Insecta, Lepidoptera, Pieridae. The record is from the annotation of a GenBank genome assembly.